Molecule: messenger RNA, 438 nt
Organism: Didymodactylos carnosus
Lineage: Eukaryota; Metazoa; Rotifera; Eurotatoria; Philodinida; Philodinidae
Source: the annotation of a GenBank genome assembly
AUGACGUCAUACAUAAAUCCGCUUAGUCUUCGCUCAUUAGGUGAUCAUUGCCAUAUGAUUUAUUCCACUGUGAUCAUAAGUUAUUUGGAUUAUAUGCGACAAUUUGAUUAUACGAGUACAUAUUUAUGGGUUAGUCCACCGACAGCCGGAAUCGACUACAUUUUUAAUCGUCAUCCAGCUGGGCAAGCUAUUCUAAGGUUUGCACGUUCACGUUCUUGGUAUGAAUCGUUAACAGCAUAUGGUACUAAACAGGGAGUUGAGAGUUUUGUGAGGUUGCGUCUUGACCGUGCUGACGACAAACAUAAUCCAACAUCAGGGAAUUUGCCAAAAUCUUCUCAACAGAACGAUGAUCGUCUUGUUUGUGGUGGUUGUCGUGAAUGUAGAAAUAGUACAGGUGGCGGCUGUAAAUACUAUCGUAAACAUGAUGGUCUUUUUUAG